Molecule: messenger RNA, 1047 nt
Organism: Nematolebias whitei (Rio pearlfish)
Lineage: Eukaryota; Metazoa; Chordata; Actinopteri; Cyprinodontiformes; Rivulidae
Gene: ccnc
Product: cyclin C
Exons: 12
Coding region: 22-873 (283 amino acids)
Biological process (GO): positive regulation of transcription by RNA polymerase II
Cellular component (GO): mediator complex; nucleus
Molecular function (GO): cyclin-dependent protein serine/threonine kinase regulator activity
Source: RefSeq, a predicted model, not a curated record
UUCUUUCUAAAUUUUUACGACAUGGCAGGGAACUUCUGGCAAAGUUCACAUUAUCUGCAGUGGGUUCUGGAUAAACAAGACCUAAUGAAAGAGCGUCAGAAGGACAUGAAGUUCCUUACUGAAGAGGAGUAUUGGAAGCUGCAGAUUUUUUUUGCCAAUGUGAUUCAAGCUCUGGGUGAGCACCUGAAGCUGAGACAGCAGGUCAUUGCUACUGCUACAGUUUACUUUAAACGCUUCUACGCCAGGUAUUCUCUGAAAAGUAUAGACCCAGUGCUCAUGGCUCCUACCUGUGUGUUCCUGGCUUCUAAAGUUGAGGAAUUCGGAGUCGUGUCAAACACCAGACUGAUCUCUGCAGCAACUUCUGUUUUGAAAACAAGAUUUUCUCACGCCUUUUCAAAGGAGUUCCCUUACAGAAUGAAUCAUAUAUUAGAAUGUGAGUUCUACCUUUUGGAGUUGAUGGACUGCUGCCUGAUUGUGUACCACCCCUACAGACCCCUGCUGCAGUAUGUGCAGGACAUGGGACAGGAGGACAUGCUGCUGCCUCUUGCCUGGCGAAUAGUGAAUGACACUUACAGGACAGAUCUGUGUCUGCUCUACCCUCCCUUCAUGAUUGCCCUAGCCUGUCUACAUGUUGCCUGCGUGGUGCAGCAGAAAGAUGCCAGGCAGUGGUUUGCUGAGCUCUCAGUGGACAUGGAUAAAAUCUUGGAGAUUAUUCGUGUAAUGCUGAAGCUUUACGACCAGUGGAAAAAUUUUGAUGACAGGAAGGAAAUCGCUGCCAUCCUAAACAAGAUGCCAAAGCCCAAACCUCCUCCUAACAGCGAGAGUGAUCAGAGCUCCAACGGGAACCAAAGCAACUCCUACAGCCAGUCUUAGCUGAACGGUCACACGAGAAUCCACGAUGUUAUGAACUCUGGGAGGGGCUGAAUGUUUUAAAUCCUACACGUCACAACCUUUGCAGUGUCAGUUUAAUCAGCUGAUCAAGAUGUCUGCUCGUCGUCGGUGGACACCCCUAACAAACUGUCACCCUCCCCUCCUCUGAUGGUGGAU